UGCCGCGGCCUCCCCCGCUCGUUUACGCGCCAGAGGCCUCAAAUCCAGGGAUUCCCUCUUUUUUUCACUUUAUUAUCAUACCUGGUUCUUCAUGCAGGCCACGUUCUUCUCUUCUUCCCCUCCUUGAUCCAGCAAAGUACUUCUUGCGUCCUCCGGCCUGCGGGCUUGGCGACAUGUCCAGGUCGAGCUCUGCGGUUCUCCAUCAGAGUUCGAGAUGUGCAACUAAAAUUCCUCGACACUCCAAUAUAUUUGUGUCUUCAGCGCCAGUAAUCACCAGUUCCUCCUUCACCUCAGCUGCGUCCUCUCCCUUAUUCACGAAUUCGGUCCCCGCGUCUACGACCGAAAGCUCAUUGUCCAUCGAGCCCUCUGCGUCUAAUACAUGGCACUCAACAGCUGCAGCUUCAGCAGUUCUUACAGAUGCCACGACUACUCAGUCGUUACAACCAUCGGUUGUUGACUCGGUGGUCGAGCCUACGACAAUUGCAUCUGUGACCCUAGCAGAUCCUAGCGACUACAAUCUCAUACAAACACAUACAGAGGAUGGCACUCAUUUCCAUAUGCCGGUAUCGGCGCAGACAAGGUCAAUAUCAAGCUAUCAAACACAGCCGCCGACAUCAGACUCCUCCACCUCUGUGCUAAGCUCCAUAACGUCAACGACGUCAACGACACAGUACCCCCACACCACCUCUACCUCGUUCAUUCCACACUCGGCAGUAACUAGCGCUGUCACUUCAGCCAAUAGCUCGUCGCAUGGCUACAUAAAUCAAUCUGAUCAUGGUGGCUCGCACGCCUCACUGCGCGCAAUCUUGGGUGGCGUUCUAGGAGGCGUAGCUUUUGUUGCUCUUGCGCUUGCAAUAGGUUAUUUCGUGAUGCGUCACAAGCGGCGCAAGCCCCGUGACGAGCUGGCCACUGGCACGAGUGAAGAACAUCUGCAAGAUGAUGACCGCAGUCCGGCUGCUUCCUCGGCAGGCUCUCAUCAAGUAUAUCAGUCGUGCGGGUCAUCUUUCACCGAUCACUCCUCCACCCCCUCCAGCCCUCUGCGCGCUAUGUUCCCAGUAUUUCCGGCCAAGAGCUACCAAGCGCAUCGGACCCCUUCCGGUCCCAACCUCCUCUCCGAUGCAAACCCUUUCCUAGACUCUGCGGAGAUUAAAUAUGUGUCGCGUGGCAGCGGCGUGCCCAGCAACGCGGGGACGCUUCGCAACCCGUUCGCCGAUGCAGCUCCAAGCCACACUGUGGUCAUACGGCAAUCAUACAUGUCGCAGCGACCCACGUCAACUGCCUGGUAUUCCAUGCACAGUGAUCGCAGCUUAGGGAGUACACUUCACCUACCUGGGCGGAGCAGCGCGGGUAGUAGCCUGCAACGACUCAGCUACCCGUUCACCGCGGCCGAGCUCGAAGCCUGCGAGCCCAUGGCCAGGCUAAGCACGCGCAGUGAUCCUUUUGAUUUGGAAUGUCCACCCCACGCUAUGCACAGACGUAGUUCGACCGUCAUACCAAUAGGGCACGUCUAAUCUACAGCUGACGAGGGAGGAAGUUAUAGCUUCGCUGCCCGCACAUAGUGUGGGGCAUGAAGAAGCGCACGAGAUAUGCGACAUGAGUCCACGCUAUCAUCUGCAAUUCAGCAUAUGGUAUUCCCAUUUGGGUCGUUGCAC
Aspergillus vadensis CBS 113365 is the source of this 1652-nucleotide messenger RNA. RefSeq lists its product as uncharacterized. The record is from RefSeq and is a predicted model, not a curated record. Bases 174 to 1511 code for a protein of 445 amino acids. The transcript has a single exon. NCBI's taxonomy places the organism in Eukaryota, Fungi, Ascomycota, Eurotiomycetes, Eurotiales, Aspergillaceae.